AUGAAGCGUCGGAGAGAAGUAGAGGAGGAGGAGGAGGCGGAUGUGGAAGAUGGGAAAAGGGCUAGAAGUACCCGAGCUCAGCGUCAUCGCAAAGUGUUCCCCGACGAAAUUGAGCUUCCUAAAAAGCCAACUCCUUCCAAACGGCGCCGAGCCUCGAAACCACCAGAACCUGAGAAUUCCGUCGAGCAUGUGGACGAAGAGAUGCAGGAGCCUGUAAACAAUGGCCCAGAUACGACGCUGGAACCUCGGCCAUCCUCAGAAGAGGAUCAGGAGCCGGUGGCGCCAACCCCUACAAAACGACGACGAGGACGGCCACCGAAGAACGCUACGGCGUCGGCGCAAGCAAAUGGCAAGGUCUCGACACCUUCAAAGUCGCGAAUCAAGAAUAUUGAGACUCCAGUCAAGAAGAUUGGCUUAAAUGGGACCGACACUCCAAGUCGUCGCAAUAUCGCAGAUCGAUCAGCACGAAGGAAGAGUGCUAGGGCUCUGAUCGAUCGCGUAGUAACAGGAGGAGCAAGCGAUGACGAAGGAGGCGACGAUGAUUUGGAGAGACAGAUCUACGAAUCAAGUGAAUCGGACGAUGAGGAGGAGCAAGGCAACGAGACAGACGAGGCCGUGGCAGCUACUCCGUCUAAGACACCUCGAGGACGGAAGAAGAGGGCCACUAGGAAAAAGUCACCAACUCCUCCUCGUGACCUGCCGGCGCAUGAGAUGUAUUUUUACCAGAACAAGCCAGGGCUGACCAGAACGUCUAACAACACUCUUGCGUCGCUGGACUUGCUCACUCACGAUGAGUAUUUCUCUCUUCUGCGUGAGUACAAGGACCCUCAUGCCGAGGACAUUGAAUUCCUCCAAGGCUUGCACGCUGAAUCCUUUCCUCAAUGGACUUUCGAGCUCGCCGAGGACUUUAGCAUUUGUCUAUACGGCUAUGGAUCGAAGCGUCCCUUACUCCAUCGUUUUGCCAAGCACCUCUUCGCGCAGUCUGAAGACAAAUCGCUGCACAAAAUAGUUAUCGUCAAUGGCUAUGUGAGAACGUUCUCUAUUCGAGAAAUGUUGACAACACUGGGCAAUGCGAUUGACCCUACCUACAAAGUCACGGCCGGAAUACCAGUCGCUAUGGUUAGGGAUGUACUUUCUCUGCUCAAAGCGAGUGGUUCCACUCUGACGAUCGUCCUAAACUCCGUUGACGCCUUGCCGCUACGGAAAGGUGGCGUACAGUCUAUCCUGGCGCAACUCGCCUCGCAUCCCCAAAUACGUCUGAUCUGCUCGGCCGACACGCCUGAUUUCGCUUUGCUCUGGGAUAGCGGUCUUCGAUCGUCUUUCAACUUUGUCUUCCAUGACUGUACCACGUUUGCGCCAUUCAGCGCAGAAAUUGAAGUCGUUGACGAAGUUCACGAGUUACUCGGCCGCAAGGCCCGACGCGUAGGGGGUAAAGACGGUGUCAUCUUCGUAUUGCGCAGUCUGCCUGAGAACGCCAAGAAUCUGUUCCGGCUCCUGGUUAGCGAAGCUUUGAUAACAAUGGAAGACGAUGGUGUAACGACAGGAGAAAGUGUCGGCGUCGAAUAUCGGAUGUUGUACAAUAAGGCGGUGGAGGAAUUCAUCUGCAGCUCUGAGAUGGCUUUCAGAACACUGCUUAAGGAGUAA
Molecule: messenger RNA, 1644 nt
Organism: Phaeoacremonium minimum UCRPA7
Lineage: Eukaryota; Fungi; Ascomycota; Sordariomycetes; Togniniales; Togniniaceae
Product: putative origin recognition complex subunit 2 protein
Exons: 1
Coding region: 1-1644 (547 amino acids)
Biological process (GO): DNA replication
Cellular component (GO): nucleus; nuclear origin of replication recognition complex
Molecular function (GO): DNA replication origin binding
Source: RefSeq, a predicted model, not a curated record